Messenger RNA from Pistacia vera, 518 nucleotides. Its product is annotated as 15-cis-phytoene desaturase, chloroplastic/chromoplastic-like. Gene Ontology annotation, molecular function: phytoene dehydrogenase activity. Gene Ontology annotation, cellular component: chloroplast thylakoid. The record is from RefSeq and is a predicted model, not a curated record. The annotation marks the transcript as partial. Gene Ontology annotation, biological process: carotenoid biosynthetic process. The transcript is spliced from 4 exons. Lineage: Eukaryota; Viridiplantae; Streptophyta; Magnoliopsida; Sapindales; Anacardiaceae.
AAACUUCUAAUUUUCAAAUUUAUCGCAGGUUUGGCUGGUUUAUCAACUGCAAAAUAUCUGGCAGAUGCGGGUCACCAACCUUUGUUACUAGAAGCAAGAGAUGUUCUAGGUGGAAAGGUAGCUGCCUGUAAAGAUGAUGAUGGGGACUGGUAUGAGACAGGCCUGCAUAUAUUUUUUGGGGCUUACCCAAAUAUACAGAACCUGUUCGGAGAACUUAGUCUCAAUGAUCGAUUGCAGUGGAAGGAGCACUCAAUGAUAUUUGCAACGCCAAACAAGCCAGGGGAAUUCAGCCGAUUUGAUUUUCCUGAAGUUCUGCCAGCUCCUGUAAAUGGAAUAUGGGCGAUUUUAAGGAAUAAGGAAAUGUUGAUUUGGCCCGAGAAAGUCAAGUUUGCGAUUGGACUUCUUCCUGCAAUUCUUGGUGGACAAGCUUAUGUUGAAGCCCAAGAUGGUUUAACUGUUAAGGAGUGGAUGAUAAAGCAGGUACAGUGGUAAUUUUGAUUGCCAGUAUUAUGUGCAUA